Molecule: messenger RNA, 6870 nt
Organism: Rattus norvegicus (Norway rat)
Lineage: Eukaryota; Metazoa; Chordata; Mammalia; Rodentia; Muridae
Source: RefSeq, a predicted model, not a curated record
CAUCUUCAAGACCGAGUCUGGCAUUUCAACUGGGCUCUUUGAAUAAGAGCACCAGGGGAAUAGGGAAUGUGGAGAACGGAGGCUUUCCCCACCUGACAAUAUGCAUCAGAUCUGUGUGCAACACUGCCCCUGGCCCUUGAUUCCUUUCACAUUCACAUUUCUAAUUUCCUCCCAUGAUCCUCUGGGUUACAGUAAAGCACCUGUCAGAAUGAAGUUGAGCUGUGUCCUAACAUUGGGUCUAGUUUGUAAUGAGUGCUCACGCCUACGUGUGUAGGAAUCACUCCUGUACAAGACUGUGGUGACCAAGGCCAGUCUAAGCCACUUCUUUGCAGAUCAGCUGGAAUGACUGCAGUGUGAGCGCCGGUCUGAACCAGCUGGGACACUUAUGUUCGGCCUUCCUCUGCUGCUUUAUUCAACUGGAAUUUGUUCAUCUCAGUAAAUUAUGUGGCACAGAAAGCACUGUUUGGUGUUUAUAAAGUAGGCGUAUAUUGGGCAAACUGAUAAAAUAAACCUGCUGUUAUUACUGAAAAAUCAUCAAAUACUCACAGCCCUCACUUUAAUAACAGAAAGCAGACAGCUGAACUGACCUUUCCCAGUUGCUCUCUGACCUCCACAAGGAUGGCACAUUGACACCUCCAUGUGCAAAGGUCAUGUUUAAGAAGUCACAGAUCCCAUUACAUCACUGCUGUUAGCCCAACCUCUACUUUCUCUGUAGAGCCAGUCUGUCUCACAAGGACAGUGGCUUUUUCCAUCAGAUGCUUCAACUGUCCACUUGUAACAGAAAUAAGAUCUUUUGGUGGUGAGUUAGUGGAGAAAUAGCUGACACAUUCAGAAUGGUAACUUACUUUUAUUCUAACAUUGAUAAUGUAAAAAUCAUGAUACAAUGCAAGUAACAAUUUAACAUAACUUUUGUUUGUUCUUUCUCCAUGUAAAUGCUUUUAAAAUAUAUAGGUCGGAGGCAUAAAAUACAACCAAAAUUAUUAUUCAUCCACAAACUUCUUCACCUUGCAAAAAAAAAAACCUACACAUUUAGCCUCCGUAUUCUCUCCCAGCUUCUAGCGUCCACUCUCUUUCUCCAUACAGGAACUGAACCACAUCCUAUUCGUCAUUUUGUGGCUGAACUAUUGUUUCAUUUAAAUUCCAAAAUUAAUCCAUGUUGUAUCAAAAUAUCAAGUACCUCACUUUUUCAGGCUAUAUAAUACUACAUUAUUUAUUUGUUUGUUCAUUUAUUUAUUAAUUAUUCUUUAAUCUUUUUUUACAGUCCAGUCUUUAUCCCCUCCUGGUUGGCUCUCUGACUCUUCCUCAUCCUAUAACUCCUCCCCAGUCGCCAACAUGAUGCCCCCCCCACUUCCACCCCAGCAGAUCUCCACUUGGUGCCUCAAGUCUCUUUCGGGUUAGGGUCUUUUCUCUCUGAGGCCAGACCAGGCAGUCCUCUGCUGCAUAUGUGUCCGGGUCUCAUAUCAGCUGUUGUCUGAGAGAUCUCAGGGGUCCGGGUUAGUUGAGACUGCACGUCCUCCUACAGGGUCACCCUUCUCAGCUUCUUCCAGAUUUUCCAUAGUUCAACCACAGGGGUCUAUUUUCCUGUCCAUUGGUUUGGUGCUAGCAUCUGUACCUGACCCUUUAAGCUGUUUCUUGGGCCUCUCAGAGGGCAGCCAUGCUAGGCUAUCUCAGCAUACCAUAGCAUCAGGAUUAGUGUCAGGCCUUUUAGACUUCCCUUGAGCUGGAUCCCAAUUUGGGCCUGUCACUGAACCUCAUUUCUCUCAGGCUCUUGUCCAUUUUUCUCUCAUAGUACUAUAUUCUAAGGGGGAAAACCAACCACAACAGUACAUGCCUCCCCUAAGAGAUUGUUCAUUAAUAUAUCAUUCAAGAAAUUACAUGAGUGCUUCCUAAACACACAACUGUCCAUAAUUGGUCUAAUAAGUUCAAGGAUACAGUUGGGCUCUUCAAGAAAUGUGACUUCUCUGACUUCCAUUAUUACAUCAGAAGAAAACAUUAAUGCUAAGAAUUGUUCUCUUUUUCUAUAAGUAGAAUCAAAAUCAAUCACAUAUCAAUUUUUUUAUCUUUUCAGAGAAAGAUUCUCAGAAUUUUUGGCUUCUUUGGAUCUGUUUAUUAUAGCAUGGUUAUCCUGCGCUUGGCUAAUAUCCACUAACCAAUGAGUACAUACCAUACAUGUCCUUUUGAGUCUGGCUUACUUCACUCAGGAUGAUAUUUGCUAGUUCCAUCCAUUUGCCUGGAAAAUUUCAUGAUGUCUUUGUUUUACUGGCUGAGUAGUACUCCACUGUUUAAGUGAACCAGAUUUUCCUUAUUCACUCCUCAGUAGAGGGAUGUCAACAGGGAAGGGAAGGUGGACUGAGAGGAGGACCUGCCUGAGAGGGCACUAGGGGGAGAGACAGGCUGAUAUUGGGCUGUAAAGUGAAUCAGUAAAGAGAUUUUAAAAAACAAAAUCAAGACGAAAAAUAACAGCAUUGCAUUAAAAAUACUUUAAAAAGGACUUUUCUUUUACUUGCCCCCACAUACAUACAAAUAUUCUCUCUUAAAAUUAAAAAGCAAAAGCAACUAACCUUUUAUCCUUUCCCAAUGUUCAGCCAAGUGUGAGAAAAAUCACAUGUAAAAAUAUAUGUCUAGAAAUAUGAGUUGUGGAAAACAGGCUCACAAGAAGCAAAUAUACUUCAUAUAUUCCUACAGAGCACUGUGUCUGACAUUGGUCUUUACCCAAAGAAUCAUAGCAACCACAGUGCCCCAGAGCACCCACUCCUACAUAAAUGCAUCGUGCUCAGUCUGUACAAUGAUUCCUGUAUGUUCAAGUUUUCACCGUGCUCUUGGAUGAGCAAUCGAUGUGUUCUUCCCUGGGUAGACUUAUCUCUUCUGCUGUCACUCCUUGGGUAUCUGUGGCUCUCUGUGGAGGGUUGAGGCCUUCUGGGCUCUUCCCUUCCCACGUUAGCCUGUCCUUUGGUGUCCCUCCAUCAGCCUGUGAUUUGGCAGCCGUGUUGGGGAGACUUCCUGGCUGUAGCUUCUGUGGAUUCUAGGAGACACAAUCUCACAGCAGACUUCCUGCUCAUGUGCUCUUCAGUCUUCCUGCCUCUUCCACAGAGAUCCUUAGGUGUAGGAGUGGUGGUGUGCGAUGCCUUAGUUGGGGCUGGGCUCUGCAAGUGCUGUGGUUUGCUAUAAGGAUCGCUGUCCCUGUUGCAAAGAGAAGUUUCCUCGAUGUAGGGUGAGAGUUGCACUCAUGCAUGGGAGUAAGGGCGCACAUUUACAGUGGAGUCAGGGGUCGUGCUGGAUUAGUAAGGUGGCAGUGGUCGGUUCUCCUCCACGAUCCAUGAGUUCACUAGCUCAGUACAUGGCUGGGUUUCCAGGAUCAAACAUGAUGUCCUUCAAUACCAAUUAGAGACUCAUUGUUUCCUGUGUGUAUUAGGAAGUAGCACAGAGCUGCCAAUCAUGCAUUGGUGUUGUGCUAAGGCAACACUGCGUCGCAUUCUCUGCUCUCACAUUCCCUGGCUGUUCUUCCUUCCAUCUCAAGCUCGUCCCGCCCCAGUCAAUUGCACUCUCGUUUUCCACCCUGUGUUUUUCUUUUCCUGCAUGUGAAUGAGUGUGGGCCUUGGGUGUUAUACAUUAUCAAUCUCCAACUUGUUCUGUUCAGAAAGUGUGUUCUUAACCUGCCUUGCAGUUUCAUCUACACUGGGUGCCAGCAAGCACAGUGAGUAAUCAUUCUGUUCUGUCCCUUAUUGUACUGAGAUUACUCAGGGGUACACAUCCCAUCCCUAAAUUUCUUUACGGACUAAUGAAAGGAGAACUCAGAUUCUGUGUCUAUACUACUCUUGCUCUACCCAUUGGUCCAUGUUUCCAGCGCCUGGUAAUUUUCUUCCUAAGAGCUUCCUUUCCUUUGGUUCCUUUAGGAUUCUUUUGUUUUAUUGUUUUGGUUUGGUUGUUUUUUGUUUGUUUCUUUGUUUGUUUUUUGAGAUGGGGCUAUGUAGACCUUGCUGGCCUCUAACUCAUAGAGAUUGACCUGAAUCUGUCUCAAAGGUACUUCGGUUACAGAGGAUUCCUUUCAAGAAUCCUGUUUUGUGCUGUGACUUUAAGAGUACUUGGUCUUUGAAGACAUUAGGUAUGGGCCAAAGAGAUGACUUGGCAUGGAGAGGCACAUCUUUCAAGGAUAACAGACAGAUCAAACCCUGGAACCCACUUGAGAGAAGAGAAUUACUGUAACCUGAAGGGACUCUACCUGCCCUAUGUGUCUUGGCACAUAUGGGCACACACUAAAAUACACACAGUGACAUGCUCUAGAAGCUUAAUGUACUAUUUCAAUGAGUAAGUGUACACACACACACACACACACACACACACACACACACACACACAGACACACACUUGCAUUCAUGGGCUAUUUCCCCUCAAGGCCUCUGUCUCCCCUUGUUUCAGUUUCCCCCAUAUUUCCCUGGUCUUGAUCUUGGAAGGUAGACACUUUUCUCAGAAGCACGGGUCUUGCUCACCUGUUCUUCCUGAUACUGUGAGAAAGGACUUCUCCAGGACCUACCCAAGGCCCUUGUCAUCCUGUGUUAGGACCUUUCAUUUUGCCCAGGCUGUCCAUGUUGCCCUGUUGACUUGCCCUUCUUCUGGCAGGCACAGGCUGCCCUUUGUCCUCCUAGAGUGCAUGCCCCCUAGAGUUUAUCUUUGAUUUCCCCACAAAAGAAUAAACUUUUAAAAUUCUACUUCCUGUAUGUUGGUGCCUACAUGGAUAUUUCUUUUUCCCUGGGACUGAAAAGUCUGCAUCUCUGUGGUGCUUUGUAGCCCAUGGGUGCUAAAUAAAGACUCCUUACUGACACCUGAGUUUAGGGUCUUGAUUUUGUGUCAUUUAAAGAUAGUCCUGGGUAGACCAAAGGGUGUGUUACCAGUUUCAGGAGGACAGAUCAGUUGUUCCUUAAGUUAAGCACAGGCAAGGUCGGGGUGUCUGCUGUGGUUUUUCUCAAGCUGAUUGAUGGCUUUUUGGAGUUGUCAACGUGACACACCUGGGAAGCAGAACCUUCACCGUAUUUGCCUUCAUCAGAGUGGCCCGAGUGACGUUUUCCUGACUGGGUUGAUGGAGGGAGGGACAUUCCAGGGAGGGCAGCUCCAGCAUGGGGCAGGUGUGUGUGUGCUGUAGUGCACAGCAGGGUUAGGGAGCCAAGGGAAGCAUCCAGAAAGCCUCCUGCCCCUGCUUUCUUCCUUCUUCUCUGCAUGAUGACUGGAGCCUGUUAGUCAUAUAAAGCAUUUCCUCCCCUAAGGUAUUUUUGGCCACAGUUUCCUCACAUUGGCAGAGAAACCAGUCCUGAGCACUUUUAACCUGACUAUGCAGUGUUGAAAAUCUGCCAGCAUGCACUGCUCCCAGAGUGCACUCCCUCCGGACUGGGUCUUCCCGAUCACCACACAAGCUUACAGAAACGAAACUAAAAGCUAGAAGCAGAACCUGUAAACCCUAAACUAGAAACUCAGUUGCACUUCCAGGAGUGCAAGUGCCCAGUCAUGGCCGAAGAGACAGCACCACCAUGUGGCCCAGUCUCAACUGGUGGCAGUCUGUCUCCAGAGAAGAUGGAGAAGAGGACAUGUGCCCUCUGCCCUGAGGGUCAUGAGUGGAGUGUGAUUUACUUUGCACCAUCAGCAAAUAUAGCUGCUCAUGAAAACUGUUUGCUGUAUUCAUCAGGACUGGUGGAGUGUGGUCCUCAUGAUCCACGUAAUCCAGCCAGAAGCUUUGCUGUCAAAUCAGUGAAGAAAGAGAUCUGGAGAGGGAGAAGAUUGAAAUGCUCACUGUGUAACAAAGGAGGUGCCACCGUGGGAUGUGAUUUGUCAUCCUGUAGGAAGAGUUACCACUAUGUCUGUGCCAAAAAAGACCACGCAAUUCCUCAAGUUGAUGAGGAUCUUGGAACUUACAAAAUAUUUUGCCCAGAACAUCCUCCACAGCAAGAAGAGACCACUGAACGUGCUGAUAGUCCAAGCGUGAAGAAGACAGGAAAGAAGAAAAGUCUCUCAUCGGGCCCUCCCACAGAGCCAAAAAAGAUGAAAUUCAGUAGCUUUAAAAGACUCAUGAAGGAAGAGCCUCACGGCCACAAAGAACACACAUCAUGGGCUGGAGAGAUGGCUCAGUGGUCAAGAACACCACUUCACUUGCAGAAGACUCAAGACUAUGAAGGGAUCGAGAUCUUACUGUUUGACUGUGGACUAUUUGGAGACAUACUAAGAAAAUUCCAAGAAGUAAUCAAGAGUAAAACUUGUGAAUAUGAAGAAAGGCUGAACCAGAUGAAGCAGAAGCUUGAGGCACUCGCAGACUUACAAGAAAACCUGUGCUCAUUUCAAGAAUGUGGGGACCUGGACCCCUCAGGCUCUACCUCAGGGUCCUUUCUACCUCCUGAGGACCACCAGAUCCAGGAGUCUCCUGAAGUGCAAGCAGGCUCAGGAGACAGCCUGUGACAGAUCCAGUCCCCUCCAGCUCUGACCUGCUACUGCUCAGCCAGGCUCCAUACCUGACAGGUUGUUUCUUGGCUCCUCUCUUGUCAUCUCACUUGUCCUGCCUUCUCCUGACAGUAACAGCUGUUCCUCAGGUCAACUGGAUCAGGCCCCCAUGUCCUCUAAGGAGCAGGAAGUCCUCCUACCUACCCUACCCACCCUAGUCAGGGGCAGCCACACCACAGCCUUUGCUCAUCCUUUUGUGGAAUCUUAGAGCUUUCUUCUUGCUUCUGCUACUCCUGCAGUAGGUCGUGUCAUCAUGGUCUCCUCUCAGUAUUAGUGACUUCAUCAGAAUGGAGCAGAGCCUCACUCCUGUGCAUAGCUCGCUGGUACCCUGGGUUUCUGCUCACUACCACCUUCCCAACAUUGAGCACACUUAAUAAAUGCUUGACAAAA